Molecule: messenger RNA, 399 nt
Organism: Rotaria socialis
Lineage: Eukaryota; Metazoa; Rotifera; Eurotatoria; Philodinida; Philodinidae
Source: the annotation of a GenBank genome assembly
AUGGCCGACCUUGAAGUUAAAUCAUCGCAGAUAGAAGGUGCUGGCUUUGGUUUAUUCACUCGAACGCCAAUUGCCAAAGGCUCAUGUGUGUGUAUCUAUAGUGGCAAAGUACUCCGUACCGUUGAGGCCAUACGUCUCAAAGAUAAAGCUUAUUUAAUGCGGCUUGGACCACAAGUUUAUGUUGAUCCAUUUGAUGAUAAAACCGUACUUGGAAGAUAUAUAAAUGAUCCACGUAAUCGUCUAUUGCAAAAUGUUACAUUCGAUAAACGUCCUGAAGAGCAAUGUGCAUAUGUUAUUGCUAAACGAGAUAUAGCGGCAGGCGAAGAAAUUUUUGCCGACUAUGGACGAUGGUAUUGGUUAAAAUCAACUCCAAAUAGAUUAGAAAAAUUGCCUGUGUGA